UGGAACGAAACUGUAUCAACAAUGAGUCGAGUCGAAGUGACACUUACAACAAUAACAAUAACAAUGCGAUAACAUGAAUGUUUCGCGAGUAAUUGGUGUGUAGUGAACUGAAUAAUACUCGAUGUCAUUAAUUUUAAAUAAAACAAUAACGUGGCACUCGAGAUGCCUCAACAAAAUCCAUCUGAUCAAUAUUCCACCGGGGUCGGAUUAAUUUAUAUUUUUAAUUUAAUCGUUGGAACUGGAGCUUUAACAUUGCCAGCAGUUUUCAGCCGAGCAGGAUGGCUCCUCGGAACUCUAAUAAUUGUGGCUCUUAGUUUUAUCAGUUUUAUUACAGUGACAUUUGUGAUAGAGUCGAUGGCCACAGCAAACGCAAUAAAGAGUUGGCAGCAACUUAAAACAAGAAAAAAAGCUCUCGAAAGAAUUGAAGACAACUCCGAGUCUGAAGAAACACCGCUCGUGGAGCCUUCGGGUAGCAACGAAGAUGAAGAGCUGUCGUCCAAGUUUUACUCGAUCAACCAAAAAAUAGAAAUAGGCGAAAUGGCGACGUUGUUUUUUAACAAGACAGGAAUUUCGUUGUUUUAUAUUUGUCUAGUAGUCUAUUUGUACGGAGAUUUAAGUAUUUACGCAGCUGCGAUAGGAAAGUCAUUGGCAGAUGUUGCCUGCAAUUAUUUGCCGUCAAACUUGACGUGUAAUGAUACGAUACCCGAUAAUAUUUCUUGUUGGAAAGGUUCUUCUGUCACGAGAUUUGAUGCUUAUCAAAUAUUUUUGACAACUUUUAUUUUAAUGCUUGGUCCAUUUGUAUUUUUCAAUGUUCAAAAAACAAAAUACCUUCAAGUAUUAACCUCAGUAAUGCGUUGGUUAGCAUUUUCAAUAAUGAUUAUUUACGCAUUGAGAAUUCUAAUUGUCAAUGGUCCUCAAGGAUCUCCUCCAGUUGCCAAUUUCAAUGGAAUCCCGGGACUUUUCGGUGCUUGCGUUUAUUCCUUCAUGUGCCAUCAUUCACUACCAGCACUAGUAGCACCAAUUAAAAAUAAAACUACCUUAAAUCGUUUCUUAUUAUUCGAUUAUACAUUAAUAGCGGGAUUUUAUUUAUUACUAGCCAUUACUGGUGCUUUCUCUUUUGCUCAUCUUGAUGAUUUGUAUACCCUGGAUUUCGGGCCUCGUGGCGCCGGCGACUGCUCCAAAAACACAAAUAUCUUUUUAAUAAUCAUCGAAUACUUUCUUGCGUUAUUUCCGGUAUUUACCUUGUCGACCAGUUUCCCGAUAAUUGCAAUAACAUUAAGGAAUAAUUUAUCAUCAUUGUGUCUGAAUAAUACCCAAAGUUACAAUUUUUGUCUUCGAAAACUCGUGUUCCCAUUUUUUGCAAUAAUUCCACCGUAUAUCGUUGCGAUGUCAACUAAAAAUUUAUCUUUUCUCGUCGGAAUAACUGGAUCAUACGCUGGGGCGGGUAUUCAAUACAUAAUACCAAUAUUUUUAGUUUAUCAUGCUCGGGAAAGAAGAAAUAUUAUCGGAAGUAAUGUUAAUAAUAAAUUCAGUAGUCCGUUUGUUAGCAGAAAUUGGUUGUUGUUAAUUUUUAUAUGGUCUGUUGUUUGUAUGGUAUUCGUAACUAUUAAUUUUAUUGAACGUCAUUUUUGAUAUUUUUUUAUCCAUAAAUAAUUUUUUAAUUAAUUUUUUUUUUAAUUCAGUUAAUUUGUUACUAACAACGUUGCAGUCACUAUGUGACUGCCGUGGCUUGUGAACUAUAAAUAAAUAAAAUUUUGAUUUAUUAAA
Molecule: messenger RNA, 1767 nt
Organism: Cotesia glomerata
Lineage: Eukaryota; Metazoa; Arthropoda; Insecta; Hymenoptera; Braconidae
Product: transmembrane protein 104 homolog
Exons: 6
Coding region: 163-1632 (489 amino acids)
Source: RefSeq, a predicted model, not a curated record